Messenger RNA from Phodopus roborovskii (desert hamster), 1101 nucleotides. RefSeq names its product C-X-C motif chemokine 5. Gene Ontology annotation, molecular function: chemokine activity; CXCR chemokine receptor binding. The transcript has 4 exons. Gene Ontology annotation, biological process: neutrophil chemotaxis; inflammatory response; antimicrobial humoral immune response mediated by antimicrobial peptide. Bases 1 to 369 code for a protein of 122 amino acids. NCBI's taxonomy places the organism in Eukaryota, Metazoa, Chordata, Mammalia, Rodentia, Cricetidae. The record is from RefSeq and is a predicted model, not a curated record. Gene Ontology annotation, cellular component: extracellular region.
AUGAGCCUCACGCCCUGCAGUUCCCGCUCGCUGUUCCCGCUGCUGGCGUUUCUGUUGCUUCUCACACUGCCACAACAUUUAGCUGAAGGGAAUCCUACCUCCAUCAGAGUGGCAACAGAGCUGCGUUGCGUUUGCUUAAGCGUAACUCCGAGAAUUAAUCCCAAAAUGAUCGUUAAUUUGGAGGUGAUCGCUGCAGGUCCACAGUGCCCCAGAGUGGAAGUCAUAGCUAAGCUGAAGAACCAGAAGGAGGUCUGUCUGGACCCAGAAGCUCCUUUGAUGAAGAAAAUCAUUCAGAAAAUACUGGACAGUGGAAAUAAGAAAACUAAGACGAAUGCAGUUGCAUCGGAAAAAUCGUUCAGUGAUCAAUAGAAAAAUUUCCAAGGAUUCUGGCCGCAGUGAAGACAAGAAGGAAAGGCUUACUCCCCCCAUUCCCAGUAAUUUUCUUUAUGAACUCCUUGCUUUGAAGGGGAAAGGGAAGCCGCUGUCCCUGAAGCUUUCCCCUCACUUUCUGAGUGUAUUUAGCAAAGCAUAUCUAAUUCUUUUCUGUUACACUAUUGCAAAUUGUGGUGUUUUUGCGUGUAAGUCAAGAAUCUUUGGUUAUUAAUCUUUCAAAAUGUCUUGAAGUGAAGGUGACAAUUGCAUUUUAUCUCAGAAAAUACAUGUAUGUGUGUGUGUGUAUAUACAUAUACCUUGUAGUGUUUAUGGGAAGGUUGUGGACUUAACAGAUUGAUGAAGUUCUGUUAGAAGCUGUUGAUGGCAACACCUCAUUCUCUCUCUCUUAUGAUAUGAGAGCUAUUUUAUUGUUGUUUCAACUGGGUGUGUUGGUGUGUUGAGAUUUUUCUUACAUCUGAGACUGGGGUGGUAUAUAACUUUUAUGGCAUUAGCAAGCUGGUAUGUCAUGCAAAAAACCUAUGUAGAAUACAUUUCCUUAUUUAGAAUUUCUAAAUGUGUAAGUUCUAGGGGGGAUUAAUGUAUUCUUAUCUUACAAUUUUAGACAUUUGAUGUCUUCUUAGUAUGGCAUAAUGUCAUGACUUAACAUCAAACUGAUUGUAUGUUAUUUAUUAACUAGUUUAUUACUAUUAUUUGGGUCACUAAUUGUAU